AUGGGCUCCGAUCCGCAAUAUGCGAAAUGGCCUCUCCUGCCGCUGGCCCAGCAUGUUUUUUGUCUCACCAACCCAGACGCCCCCAAGACAGCCCAACAGGCGGCCGCCAAGCAGGUCCAGGAUGCCAUUUCGGAGCACAAGAUGGCGCCCUUCUACCGCUUCCUCGCACACCCGAUAGACGGCGUUCUGAACGGGGUUGGCGAGGGUGGUUCGAGUGCCCCAGGGAAGCCGACAAGCAGGAAGAGCAGUCUUGUUGGUAUGAUCGCGAGCAGGGGUUCGACCGGCAGCAUAAACCUGCCUUGGGACGAGGCCCUGUACCAGUCGCUGCAGGCCGAUAAUGAUAAAGAGCUGGAACAGUUUCAAAAGGAGGAGGAUGACGCUGUGGAGCAAGCCGGUGAGACGGAGAUCCAGGCUGCGCGGGGCAAGAGAGCCGAGUUCUGGGCCAGGGUGGGCGACAAGGACAAAGCCAUCGCGGCAUACGAAGAUGUCUUCGAGAAUACGGGCAUUUUAGGCACUAAAAUCGACCUGGUCCUCGCCAUCAUCCGCAUGGGCCUCUUCUAUGGCGACAAGCACCUCGUCAAGAAGCACGUCGAGCGCGCCAAGGCGCUGGUAGAGAGCGGUGGUGACUGGGACCGACGGAACCGCCUUAAGGCCUACGAGGGCUUGUAUCUAUUGACGGCCCGCAGCUACAACCUUGCGGCCCCGCUCCUGCUUGACAGUCUGUCGACCUUUACCUCGUACGAGCUCUGCAGCUACAGCAACCUGGUCAUCUACGCGGUGCUCGCCGGCUCCGUCUCGCUCAAGCGCGUCGAUUUCAAGUCCAAGGUCGUUGACGCCCCCGAAAUCAGGGCGAUUCUGGGCGAUGGUGAGGAUAAGUUACUCGCACUGACCGGUGCUAUUUCCGCGGGGCCUGGCGUCGACGCCGAGAUGCAGGACGCCAGUGCGGCUCCCUCGAGUGCUAAGAUCACAGCUGUGAAUCUCACUACCCUGGGAACUAGCGUCGACCAGCCCGAGGCGGAAAUGGCGGUCGACUUCGGCCCGCUCGCGCAGCUCGUGAGCAGCCUGUACAACGGCCGAUACAAGCUCUUCUUCCAGGCGUUGGCGCUCGUCGAGGAGCAAUUCCUCACACAGGACCGUUACCUGCAUGAGCACAAAGGCUGGUUCAUCCGCGAGAUGCGCCUCCGUGCCUACCAGCAGCUUCUGCAGAGCUACCGCGUGGUCGGGCUCGACAGCAUGGCCAACGACUUUGGCGUGACGGUGGACUUUUUGGACCGCGAUCUCGCCAAGUUCAUCGCCGCCGGCCGCAUUCCCUGCACCAUUGACCGCGUCGCGGGCCACGGCGUCAUCGAGACGAACCGACCCGACGACAAGAACAAGCAGUACCAGGACGUGGUGCGCCAGGGCGACCAGCUGAUCACCAAACUGCAAAAGUACGGGCAGGCGGUCCGGUUGAGAGGGAGUGAGAGGGCGUAG
Molecule: messenger RNA, 1473 nt
Organism: Chaetomium globosum CBS 148.51
Lineage: Eukaryota; Fungi; Ascomycota; Sordariomycetes; Sordariales; Chaetomiaceae
Exons: 3
Coding region: 1-1473 (490 amino acids)
Biological process (GO): proteasome-mediated ubiquitin-dependent protein catabolic process
Cellular component (GO): proteasome regulatory particle
Source: RefSeq, a predicted model, not a curated record